AUGCCAUCACAAAGAAAAACAACGGUCCCUAGUACCCAGCAGGCCUUAAGUGGUCAAGGAGUGCCAAGAAUCACUGGGAAGUAUGCAAUAGCGGAGGGAUGUUGCAGAAAAAUUCAGAAUGGUUCCUCUAUGGUACUUAGACUUGGAACACUCAAUGUUGGAUCACUGACUGGCCGCAGCAUGGAAAUUGCAGAAAUGCUCGAGCGUAGAAGGAUUGACAUCUGCUGCCUUCAGGAAACCCGAUGGAAAACGAAUGGUGUCUGUCAUGUCAACUCAGACAAAGAAAAAUAUAAACUAUUCUGGAAUGAUCAAAAGACGGCCAAAAAUGGUGUUGGAAUUUUUGUCAAAGAACCGCUAGCCCAAGAAGUACUGGAUAUUAAAAGGAUUAAUUCAUGA
Messenger RNA from Helobdella robusta, 396 nucleotides. RefSeq lists its product as hypothetical. The transcript has a single exon. Gene Ontology annotation, molecular function: catalytic activity. Lineage: Eukaryota; Metazoa; Annelida; Clitellata; Rhynchobdellida; Glossiphoniidae. The record is from RefSeq and is a predicted model, not a curated record. The coding region runs from base 1 to 396 and encodes 131 amino acids.